AGUGCCGUCCAUGGCUCACAGCAUGGUUGCCACAGAGAGAAGGAAAUUCUAGACUAGCGCCCCACACGGCGCGGCAUGCCGGCAGCCGCCGCGGCGCUGGACGGCCACGCGCACGCGGGCCUUUCCGUCGGCAACAGCAGCACCAUCUCCGACGAGGGCAUCUGGUACCCACCGCGCCCGAAGAACGUGCCAGAAGCCUGGUGCAGCACGGACGUCUCCGACCAGCACGAGGCGUGGAUGUUCGGGGCGCAGGCCCCUCCGAAGUGGUGCGGCACGGACCUGUACAGGACGUUCCAGAGCCCAAACAUCCCAGGCGGCCAGCACCGCGUGCAGCGCGUCGCUUCGGGCGCGCGCGACGGCACUGCGGCAAGGAUCGAGCGGCGCACAAGUCGAGGCAGUGCCGCUGGAGGCGCCGAGGGGAUACACCGUACACACGAAACGCUGGGACCCCUGCAAGGGCUGACAACGUGCUCUGCGCGGUCUUGGCACUCGUCAAGGAGCCGGGACCCCGAGCGUCUGGAGGUGCGCCGCGCGGUCGAGCAGCGCCUGUGCGAGGCAUGAAGCGCCGAGCUGCUCCCGCGUUUUGACACGGAAUGGAGGCCUGAGCGUCUCGCUCACACGAUUAGCGACGCUGGACUUGAGAAGCCUGGGCAAUAAUAAUCUGCCAGCAUAGGUUGUUUCCUUCCUCCUUGAAGGUCCGUUCCCCUUUUUCCUCGCAGUGUCGUGUUGCUGCGACCUGUGCACCAACCAUAUUGUACAACAAUGGCGGGCUCGGGGUUC
Messenger RNA from Prorocentrum cordatum, 780 nucleotides. NCBI's taxonomy places the organism in Eukaryota, Dinophyceae, Prorocentrales, Prorocentraceae. The record is from the annotation of a GenBank genome assembly.